AUGUUUACAAGGGAGAUAACAGCUAAGGACGUGAAAGCCACUGAGAAAAACCGGAUUCGAUACUCUUCCAAGCACAUUAAACAUCUUCCUCCAGGAACCAUUACUGAUUUUCAAUGGAAGGAUUAUUGUCCCUUAGGAUUCAGACUUGUACAAGAGCUUGAGGAUAUUAAUCAUGAUGAAUACAUGAAAUCCAUCUGUAAUGACGAGACUUUAAGGAAGCUUUCCUCUGGGAAAGUUGGUAACAUGUUUCUUCUCUCCAAAGAUGACCGCUUUCUCAUUAAGAUUCUCCGCAAAUCCGAAAUCAAGGUAAUUCUAGAGAUGCUUCCUGGAUACUACCAACAUAUUUAUAAAUACAGGUCAACGUUGUUGUCCAAGAAUUAUGGAGCUCAUUCUGUGAAACCUAUUGGAGGUGUUAAGACAUAUUUUGUCGUCAUGUCAAACAUUCUGCAGUCAGAUGUUUUUAUGAACAAGGUCUAUGAUCUAAAGGGUUCAUCACAAGGUCGAACUAACAAAAAGAUCAAAGUGCGAGAUAAAACCAUUUUGAAGGAUAUAGACCUUGAUUUUCAUUUCUACGUGGAUUCCUUGGCAAGACACCGCCUCGUCAAGCAAACGAAGCUAGAUUGUCAACUUUUGGAAGAUGAAGGGAUUAUGGAUUACAGCUUAAUGCUUGGUUUACAAGUGAAAGGCUCAUGUCAAGGUUCGAUUGAUGGAUUAAGCCCUGUAUACGACAGUUUCACAUCACGAGGCUCUGUUGACAGCAAUAGCUCCAAGUUUAUGAAGACAGCUUCAAACUCUCCAGAUAGAUCCUCAACAAUGUAUUCAUGCACUCCAAGCAGAGAUUCAAUUGAUAGUGAGAACUCAGUGAAUAUACAAUCAGUUGCAAGCAUAAGCCUCAGUCCAGCUCCAACCAACGCUUCUGAUUCUCCACAAGGAAGCAUUGUCUCCAGAACAGCUCUCACCGACAUUUUCCAAAACAGCUCAAGCACAAACUUUGGGAUGAAGAUACCAGGACGAGCACGACGAGUGGGGAGAGGAGAAUCAGGGAGUGUGGUGGGGAAGAACGUUAGAGGAGGAGGAGAGGAAUGGUACGAUGUUAUAUUGUAUCUUGGGAUUAUCGACAUUUUCCAAGACUAUGGUGUGAGGAAACGCAUUGAACACUGUUACAAGUCUAUUCAACACAACUCUAAAACAAUCUCAGCCGUCCAUCCCAAGAUCUACUCUUCUCGCUUCCAAGACUUCGUCUCUCAGAUCUUCUUACCAGACGAAGAUCCUUCUCAUUGA
Molecule: messenger RNA, 1281 nt
Organism: Eutrema salsugineum
Lineage: Eukaryota; Viridiplantae; Streptophyta; Magnoliopsida; Brassicales; Brassicaceae
Product: phosphatidylinositol 4-phosphate 5-kinase 10
Exons: 9
Coding region: 1-1281 (426 amino acids)
Biological process (GO): phosphatidylinositol metabolic process
Molecular function (GO): phosphatidylinositol kinase activity
Source: RefSeq, a predicted model, not a curated record